AUGGCGACCACCGUAGUGCUGCUGCUGAUCCUACUUCACUUGCUGGUGGCGAAAGCGACGGCGGCGGCUCAGCGGCAGCUGCCCGUGGCGCGGCCGAGGUGCCGCGACAGGUGCGGUAACAUCACCGUUCCCUACCCCUUCGGCAUCGGCGCGGGCUGCUACCGCGACGAAGCCGGCGCCAACAGCUUGCGCUUCGAGCUCGAGUGCGACGACGGCCGCUCCCCUCCGCGCCUCGUGGACGCCAACCAAAAGAACCAACUCGCGGACCUCUCCCUCGAUGCCGGCGAGGCCCGCGCCUACCUCAACGCGACACGCCACUGCUACAACUCCACAGGGGGGUUCGCCGGGCGGAACACCAACAAGGCGUACAUGACCCUGUUAGGCACCCCCUUCCUCUUCUCGUCCACCAAGAGCCGCCUCGUCGCGCUCGGCUGCCCCAACCUCGGCUACUUCGUCCAUGGCGACGGCUACUACGUCAGCGGCUGCAUGUCCGUGUGCCGCCCCUCGCAGGAAGCCAUGCCGGGCCCGUGCACCGGCAUUGGGUGCUGCCAGAGCGAGAUACCCCCCGGCCUCCAUUUUUUCGAGCCUACCAUUCGCAACUUUCCGCGGGGGGGUGAGGACUUCUCCUUCUACUCCAACAGCACGCCGUGCCGCUACGUGUUCCUCGUCGACAAGGAGUGGUUCAGCUACACCGAUCGCGUCUUCCUCAACCGCACCGACGACUUCGAUGUGCCCGUCGUGCUCGACUGGGCCAUCCGGAACGUCGGCAACUGCAGCGCCGCUAGGCAAAACACGACGGACUUCGCCUGCCGAGGUGGGGCGCGCAGCGACUGCUUUGACGUCGCCAAUGGCCCCGGGUACCGAUGCAACUGCUCCCAGGGCUACGAAGGCAACCCGUACCUCGACAAUGGAUGCAUAGAUAUAGACGAGUGCGAACACAAAGAAAAUUACUCUUGCUACGGAGUCUGCACAAACACAAUAGGGAGCUACACAUGCCAAUGCCCUCCGGGUACUAGUGGAGAUGUCAAAGUCAAGAGUGGCUGCCGGCCAGAUGACAAGUUUACAUUAGCUCUGAAAGUCGUUACAGGUGUCAGCGUCGGGGUGUUCUUGUCGGUGUCCAUGUGCUUCUGGCUCUACUUGGGGCUGCAGAAGCGGAAGCUCAUCAAGGCAAAGCAGAGCUUCUUCGAGCACAACGGAGGCGUCAUCCUGCAGCAGCAGAUGCGUUCCUAUAGUGGCACCGCAGGAGGUGGCGGUGGCGGAUUCAAAAUAUUCUCCGAAGAAGAGCUCGAGAAGGCGACCAACAACUUCGCCGCCGAUCAGAUCCUCGGGCGGGGCGGCCAUGGCAUCGUGUACAAGGGUGUCCUCGAGGACAAGACGGUGGUGGCCAUCAAGAAGUCCAAGGUGAUGGAGGCGACCGAGACCAAGGAGUUUGCGAGAGAGAUGCUCAUCCUCUCCCAGAUCAACCACCGAAACGUCGUCAAGCUGCACGGCUGCUGCCUCGAGGUGGAGGUGCCAAUGCUGGUCUAUGAGUACGUCUCCAAUGGCACCCUCUACCACUACAUCCAUGGCGGUGAGGGCCUCGACAAUAACAAGGCACUCGAUACCCGCCUUCGGAUAGCGGCAGAGUCUGCGGAGGCGCUGUCAUAUAUGCACUCGUCAGCCUCGCCCCCGAUCCUCCACGGUGAUGUCAAGACGGCGAACAUCCUGCUUGACGACAACCUCACUGCCAAAGUCACGGAUUUCGGGGCGUCGAAGCUGGCACCAAACGACGAGGUUGAGAUUGCGACAUUGGUGCAGGGAACUUGCGGGUACCUGGACCCGGAGUACCUCAUGACAUGCCAGCUGACGGACAAGAGCGACGUGUACAGCUUUGGCGUCGUUUUGCUGGAGCUCCUUACAGGGAAGAAGCCGAUCCGCUUCGACGGGCCAGAGGAGGGAAGGAGCCUCAUGUCCGGGUUCAUGACAGCAGCGAAGGUUGGUGGACACUACGAGCUCCUAGACAACCAGGUGAGAAAUGAGAUGGGGCCAGAGGCAUUGGAAGAAAUCACACACCUCAUGAUGCGAUGCGUGAGCAUGAGCGGCGAGGAGCGACCGUCGAUGAAGGAAGUUGCCGAGAGGUUGGAGGCGUUGAGAAGGUACCAGAGGCACCCAUGGGGCCAGGCUGGUGCUGGUGAUCCGGAGGAGGGGCAAAGUUUGCUUGGUAGAGAGCAACAACGUGAUGUGAAUUAUAAGUUCAAACCGCAGGACGUGCUUGAUCUCGAAGAGGGUAGCACAUACACUUUUAGCUUGUAG
Messenger RNA from Triticum turgidum subsp. durum (durum wheat), 2292 nucleotides. The record is from the annotation of a GenBank genome assembly. NCBI's taxonomy places the organism in Eukaryota, Viridiplantae, Streptophyta, Magnoliopsida, Poales, Poaceae.